This is a messenger RNA of Neurospora hispaniola, 963 nucleotides long. RefSeq names its product Fcf1-domain-containing protein. The transcript is spliced from 3 exons. Bases 1 to 963 code for a protein of 320 amino acids. Gene Ontology annotation, molecular function: small ribosomal subunit rRNA binding. The record is from RefSeq and is a predicted model, not a curated record. NCBI's taxonomy places the organism in Eukaryota, Fungi, Ascomycota, Sordariomycetes, Sordariales, Sordariaceae. Gene Ontology annotation, cellular component: small-subunit processome; nucleolus.
AUGGGCAAGAGCAGGAAGGCCUACAAGAAGCUGAUGCGCUCGUUCGAGCAGCUCGGCUUCCGCCAGCCCUACCAGCUGCUUCUGACCAGCGACAUCGUGCUCGACACGGUCAAGCUCGACAUCAUGAACUUGUUCCAGAAGACGCUCAACACCAAGGACAUCAAGCCCAUGAUCACCCAGUGCUGCAUCCGCGCCCUCUACGCAAAGAACAAGCCCGGCCCGGACCGGGACCCGAACGUCCCAGCCGCCAUCGAGCGCGCCAAGACCUUCGAGAGGAGACGCUGCGGCCAUCUGAUGGACCAGGACCCCCUUACUGAGCGCGAGUGCAUGCUCUCAGUCGUGGACCCCAAGGGCAAAGGGCAGAAUAAAUUUCGCUAUGUGGUGGCGACCAAUGAUGAGUGGUUGCGGCACAGGUUGAGGUCGGUGGUGCCUACGCCACUGAUGUAUUGCCGCAGGAGUGUCAUGAUUCUCGAGCCCAUGUCCGAGGCAUCACAGCAAAUCAGAGACAGGGAGGAACGUCAAAAGUUCAAGGAUGGCAUUAUCAGAAGGUCACUAAAGAGAAAGAGAGAAGAUGGCGACGAAAAAGAAGACUCCGAAGGCGAUCCUGACAGCGAGGGCGAGGGUGGCCAGGGUCAAGAAGUCAACAAGGAGAAAUCGACAGAUGCAACUGGUUCCGCGGAACAGGAACAGAAGGAGAAGAAAAAGAAGAAGAAGAACUAUGGUCCCAAACAGCCAAAUCCCCUGGCGAUGAAGAAAGCCAAGAAGGAAGACGACAAGAAGAAGAAAUCGCCCUCAGAUCCACAAAGGCCGAAGAAACCCUCGGAGACGAAUGCGGAUUCGACAGCUGAGGGCAAGGCUAAGCGGAAGCGUCGUAGGAAAACCGCCGGCGGCGCCGCGGAGGGUGGGGGUGGUGCCGGGGAGCAGUCAGCGGAGACGACAGCGGCUGGUGUCAAGGAGGACUGA